AUGAGUGAAAGAACUGUUAUGCUGCAAAAUGAACUGCAAACAUUGGAAACUUCAAAACGUAGCCGAGCUUAUAUUUAUUUCACUUUGGGUUUCGUUUUGAGCACAAUUUUCGCCUUUAUUGCAUACGGUUUGAGUCAAGGAAUUUUCAAUUUAUUUAUGGAAGAAGAGCACGAAGUUUGUGAAAAACGAAUCAUUGGAUACUAUGAACUCAGUUCCACCCGAGAAGUCUCAGAACUUCAAUUAUCGAAAUUUACUCAUUUGGUUUUAUUUCUACUGGUUUUGCUGUCAUCUGGGAAACUUAAGUUUCGAAAUGAUGAAGAGAAUACAAACUUUUUGAAGACUAUUCAAAAGGCAAAAUUAUUCCAAUUAAAAUCAAUGUUUUCUGUUUGGGAUGAGAAUAAGAAUUACGAAGUUAUAGAAGGCGUUCUCGACGAUUCUAGGAAAACUUUAACUCUUAUAAACUCAAUAACUGAUUUCAUCGAAGAGCAUCAGCUUGAUGGAGUUGAGGUGUAUUGGAGGUGGUCUAGAACAAAACAGGAAUCGCUGAAAUUCUCGAAAUUUUGUCAGGAGCUACGGAGUCAACUGUCUUCAGUGAUUAGUAUCACAUUUGCCCCUCACUCACUUCACUAUCAAACCGACUUCAGUGAAAUCUUAAAACAUGUCGAUUUCAUGAGCGUUGACACAAAUAACUACUACGGUUCCUGGCACCAGAAGUUUCCUCGUCUCGUCGGGCCAUCUUCUCCGUUGUACUCUGGACAUCAACAUUUUGAAAACCAAAACGUGGAUUCUACAAUGAAAAAGUACAUUUGCUCAACAAAUAAACCGAAUCGAUUGAAUAUGAUGGUGGAAUUCACAGGAAGAUAUUGGUAUAAUGUGAUUGUACCCAGAAAUUUAAAAGAAACUAAUUGGCCUGUAGCAGAAACAAAAAAUGGAAAUAUUGAAGGAGGUGCAAUCCCAAGAAGAAAUUUCGAAGAUCUUGGAUGGAAUGUUUUUAAUACCUCGUGGAACGACGAAUCGAGAACCGCUUUUAUUUGGAAACCAGAUGAAAGAAGUUAUAUGACAUUUGAAAACGAGAAGAGUUUAGGAGAAAAGAUACGAUACGCGAUAGACAAUAAUAUCGGAGGAUUAGCGGUUUGGAGAUUCGAUCAUGAUGAUGACAAUAUGACAUUGUUGAAUCAAAAAAACAUGCUGAAACAAAAUGUGAUGUUCAUAGUGAGCAUGAGUAACACUAUGAGCUCUCUAUGGCCUCCUCCGAUCGAAAUGGGAAUUAUGGACGACGGAACUGUGCUCGCAGACAAACAGAAGCGCACUGAAAUUUUUGCAUCUCGAUGGAAAAUCUGCGGCGAUCUCAUUCGUUUAAUGCUGAAUCAAAUGUCCGGUUGCGGUGUCGACGUGGCAAUCGGAAAGAGCACUGAUCUCGGUGUAAGCAUGGCACGUGGCAAUUCAGAUGACAAACUUCAACCGAUUCUCAACGUCGUUGAGGCGAUUUCAAAGACAACAAAGGCGAACGAAGAAGCGAAUGCAGAGUAUGCGAUUCGGGAAAUUGUGAAAAUGAUAAAUAGUGAGACAAAAUCCGAAAAGAAGCAAGUGCAUUGGUUUGUAGAUGCGGAGAUGUUCAUUAACAUAGAUUUCGAUCUGUGCGAACGAAAAUACCCUCGAGACAUUGUCACUUUGUACGUUAUCGGGCAAUUAUCAACGCUCCACCGGGAAUUCGAAGCAGCGAAACAUGUGACUUCUCGACUCGUUUAUAACGGCGUUGACGUUCGAUUCUUAGUGUGUCGAUCCGAUUUGAAUGAGCUGAAAUUUCAAAUUCUCUCCGAGAAGCCAUACGAAAUGAGGGAAAAUUCGGCAAUAUUCAAGUUUGCGAAGGAUAAAUUUGAAAUUAAGCUAUUCCAAACGCACCCUGUUGAUAGGCCUGAUUGGGCGAUCAAAUCCCUACGAUUCCUCGGAUUUCUUCCAGAAAUUGAACUAUGUCGAGUUGGAUUCAGUGAACAGAAGAUCACACCAGAACGCCAAGUCCCAAUGACAACAGAGUCGGAAAAUGGAGAACGACUACUGGCGGUGAUUGGUGAUCAUAUGCUCAGCGAUCACAAGAAACCGCGAGUCGCACUUCUCAAAUGGCGAGGGGAAGAGAAGAAGACACGUGGCUAUUGUAUCAUGGUUGCUAGUGAAGAGAAAAAGACUGAAAUCUUGUUGUCGUUGAUUAAACUCGAUCGAUCGAAAUACAAAAGGUUGACGAGAUCGCUGGAGUUAGUUGAUGAAAUCGACGAAGCCGCUCCACCACUUCCCAAUUCCACCUAUAAACCAGUUGCUCCUCAAGAAUUGUGGGCGAUCAAAAGACGUUAUGCCGAAAUCGAGAAGAUGAAAUCGCCGGCAGCCAAACGACGAAAGCUUGAUACUUUCAGCAACGAAUACAAUUAUCUAGAGGCCAAGGACACAUUUCUGACAACUACUGCCACGUGGCGAAACCAAUCGAUGGGUAUUCGAGAGACGAAACGCGAUGGAAAUAAUAAUGUUGAUGAUUAA
This is a messenger RNA of Caenorhabditis briggsae, 2526 nucleotides long. Lineage: Eukaryota; Metazoa; Nematoda; Chromadorea; Rhabditida; Rhabditidae. The record is from RefSeq and is a predicted model, not a curated record. Gene Ontology annotation, biological process: carbohydrate metabolic process. Bases 1 to 2526 code for a protein of 841 amino acids. Gene Ontology annotation, molecular function: chitin binding. The transcript is spliced from 10 exons.